GGUUUACCCCCGCCCACUGCGUCAGCGUCUUCCUUUCGCCGCCCGACGCCGCCGAGGUCGCACGCGUGAGGUCUGUUCACCGGAGCCGACAUGCGCUACGUCGCCUCUUAUCUGCUGGCCGCCCUCGGGGGCAACUCUUCUCCUACCGCCAAAGACAUCAAGAAAAUACUAGACAGCGUGGGCAUCGAGGCGGACGAUGACCGGCUCAACAAGGUCAUUAGUGAGCUGAACGGAAAAAACAUUGAGGAUGUCAUCGCUCAGGGAGUUGGCAAGCUGGCCAGUGUUCCUGCUGGUGGGGCUGUGGCUGUUUCUGCUGCCCCUGGCUCUGCAGCUCCUGCUGCUGGUUCUGCCCCUGCUGCAGCCGAGGAGAAGAAAGACGAGAAGAAGGAAGAGUCUGAGGAGUCGGAUGAUGACAUGGGAUUUGGCUUGUUUGAUUAAAUCCCUGCUCCCCUGCAAAUAAAGCCUUUUUAUGUAUCUUGA
This is a messenger RNA of Grammomys surdaster, 480 nucleotides long. It is a transcript of the gene Rplp2, whose product is annotated as ribosomal protein lateral stalk subunit P2. Gene Ontology annotation, molecular function: structural constituent of ribosome. Gene Ontology annotation, biological process: cytoplasmic translational elongation. Gene Ontology annotation, cellular component: cytosolic large ribosomal subunit; ribosome. The transcript is spliced from 5 exons. NCBI's taxonomy places the organism in Eukaryota, Metazoa, Chordata, Mammalia, Rodentia, Muridae. The record is from RefSeq and is a predicted model, not a curated record. Bases 91 to 438 code for a protein of 115 amino acids.